AUGUUACAUAAUCGAAUAUUACCAAUUUAUAUUCAAAAAAUUAUUGUUAAAUUUUUAUGUAGACACAUAGAUUAUAAUAAUAAAAUUAUAGAUGUAUUUCAAAUUUCAUCAAAAUUUAAUCAAAAAGAUAAUCAAUUAAAAAAUGAUAAAUUAAUAAUGUCAAUAGCAUUGGUUUGCCAUGAAUGGUUUAAAACAUUAUCAAAUAAUCUAACGGUAUCAGUUGACCUAAAUUUUAAAGAAAGGGGUAAUAAUAAAUGGUCAAUUAUAAAAAGAGAUAAUAUUAAAACUUUACAUUUACAUUACGAUUCAAUAAAUUCAACUUUUUUUAAAAAAAUGAUUUAUAGUGGUGAGAGUAGUAGUAGUAGUACUAGUACUAAUAGUAGUAAUAAUAAAAGUAAUAAGAAUAAUAAUAAUAAAAAUAAUAAUAAAAAUAAUAAUAAAAAUAAUAAAAAUAAUAAUAAAAAUAUAAUAUCAUCAUCACCAAUAAAGAAACCAAUUUUAAUUGGAAUAAAAAAUUUAAAUGAAAAAUUAAUGAAAUUAUCAAAUGAACAACAAUUAUUUAAAAAAUUAAUAAUUAAUACAAUUGAUGAAAUUAGUUUUCAAGAAGAAGAUUAUAAAAUGAUUAAAUCAUUACAUCAAUGUAAAGCAAUUAAAAAUAUUCAUUUAUUUAAAUAUCAAGUAAAUAAUAGAACUACAAUGAAAUCAUUACAAGAUAUAAAUAAAAGAAUUAAAAAACUUUUUACAUUAGAAAUUGUUAAUCAAUUUGAUAAAAGAAUAAUAAUUGAAUCAAUUAAAUAUUGGUAUAAUUCAAUUAAAAAAUUAACAAUUGAAUAUGAUAAUAUUACUAGACAUCAACAUAUAUCCAAUACUUUUAAUUUUAAUUUAGAGAAUUCAUUUAAAACUAAUUCUGAAUUAUAUGAAUUUUUAUUUUCAACAAAUACUAUCACUGAAAAAGAACAAGAAAAAGAAAUAAAUUAUUUAUCAAAUUUAGAAUCAUUAACUUUUAUUGGUACUGAAUUUACUAUUCAAGAUUUAGUUGAAUUACUAUUCUCAAAUCAAAUAAAAUCAAUACCAAAAUUGAAAUACCUUUCAAUUGGUUUAUGUUUUGUAAAUUUAAUUUAUUUUUUAACAAAUGAAAAUGAAAGAGGUAAUAUUUCAAGAUGUUCUUGUAGUAGUAUUAUAAAAUUUUAUAGUAAUGGUUAUAAUAAUAAUAAUAAUAAUAAUAAUUCAAUUACAAAAGAACAAUUAGAAGAACAAAGUAAAGAAUUUAAUUUUCAAUGGUUGCAACUAUUAGAAUUAUUAAAUAAUAAUCAAGUAUUAAUUGGAUUAGAAUUAACUCAUAAUUGUAUUAUUAAUAAAUUAUUAUCAAAUAAUGAACCUGAUAAAUCAUUUAUUAUUAAUUUUAGUUCAGCAAUAACAUCAAUUAAAAAUUUACAAAAGUUUUCAUUGGUUGGAAUUGAAUCAUUAUCAAUUUUUAAUGAAAUAAUUAAAGAAAAUAAAUCAAUAUCUUUAUUUAAUUUAACAACUUUUUCAUCACCACAACAAAGAUUAGAAUCUCUUGUGAAAGAAAUUCAAAAAUUAAUUGAUUUAAAUCCUCAUAUUAAUGAAUUCAAAUUAUUAAACGGUAAAAUCAUUCCAACAUUGGAUCAAGAAUAUCUUUUUACUACAGAAUUUAAUUUUUUUAAAAAAAAAAACAAUAUAAAGAUAUAA
Dictyostelium discoideum AX4 is the source of this 1710-nucleotide messenger RNA. RefSeq lists its product as hypothetical. Bases 1 to 1710 code for a protein of 569 amino acids. Lineage: Eukaryota; Evosea; Eumycetozoa; Dictyosteliales; Dictyosteliaceae. The transcript has a single exon. The record is from RefSeq and is a predicted model, not a curated record.